UUGUCCGGUUUCGAUUGUUUAAGAACGAGUGAUGAAGUUAAAGAUUAAUCAUUAUCAUUGCCGACGGUUUGUCUUAAGGCGGUGUUGUUAGCUUUGAACAUGAAUUUGAAGUAUGUUUUGGUUUCGUUAUGUGAUUUUAGUGGAUGAAUCAUAUGUUAUCUGUAUCUCUACUGCAUGUAGGAAUGCUUGUAUAAGAUUCUCACUGAGAGAAAUUUUGUGUAUAUAGAAGAAAGGUAUUUUGGUGUGAAUCUUUCAGCUCUUAGGUAUCCACUCCUUCAUUUAGAGAUUACCUUAUCUGCAGUAUACAGUGAUUAUAUUUCAGGACAAUGAGGAAUUGACAUAUGAUUAGAAACUUUACAUGGAAUUGGAGAGGUUAUUCAAUUCGUUACCAGUACUCUGGGACCAGUGGGCCUGCGCUGGUUCUGAUUCACGGUUUUGGAGCAAACAGUGACCACUGGAGGAAGAAUUUGCCAGUUCUUGCAGAGUCACACAGGGUAUAUGCAAUUGAUCUGAUUGGGUAUGGUUAUUCUGAUAAACCAGAUCCAAGAAAGCUUCAAGUUGAUCACUUUUAUACUUUUGAGACAUGGGCCAGCCAGCUAAAUGACUUCUGUAUGGAAAUUGUGAAGGAUGAAGUCUUCUUUGUCUGUAAUUCUAUAGGAGGACUUGUUGGACUCCAGGCAGCAGUCAUGGAUCCUAGAAUUUGCAACGGAAUUAUUCUUUUUAAUAUAUCCCUUCGUAUGCUGCAUGUAAAGAAACAGCCCUGGUAUGGAAGGCCCUUAAUAAAAUCAUUCCAGAAUUUGCUAAGAAACACUGCCCUUGGGAAAUUCUUUUUCAAUGCUGUUGCUACAUCACAGUCGGUGAGGAACAUUCUUUGUCAGUGUUACUAUGACACAUCACAGGUGACAGAUGAGUUAGUCAAGAUGAUUCUUGAGCCUGGACUUGAACCUGGUGCUGCAGAAGUGUUUCUCGAAUUUAUAUGCUACUCUGGUGGGCCGCUUCCUGAGGAAUUGCUGCCUUUAGUCAAGUGUCCUGUGCUGGUGGGUUGGGGUGACAAGGAUCCUUGGGAGCCAAUUGAUCUAGGGAGAGCCUAUGCGCAGUUUGAUUCCGUUGAAGAUUUUGUUGUGCUUCCUAAUGUCGGCCACUGCCCUCAGGAUGAGGCUCCUCAUCUGGUGAACCCACUCAUUACAUCUUUUGUGGCUCAACAUGCACCACCUGCCACAACUUCUUUAACUUGAGCAAUUGUAUUUUGGUAAGCCUGCACACAGUCUUAUUGGCUCCACCAGUUUGCUGAAUUACAUGUUAACAUGAUUUUUACCAGGUUAAAAGGAAUCUCACAACAUGAUUCUUUUAAUGUAUAUUCAUACUACACUCUGCUUUGUUCGUCUUAUGAUUCAUGUUCACUCAUACUUGCUUUCUUCGUAUUAAACUUCAUUCAUAUUAAAGCUAUAGCCUUAUCAUUC
This is a messenger RNA of Salvia miltiorrhiza (redroot sage), 1460 nucleotides long. RefSeq lists its product as uncharacterized. The transcript is spliced from 8 exons. NCBI's taxonomy places the organism in Eukaryota, Viridiplantae, Streptophyta, Magnoliopsida, Lamiales, Lamiaceae. Bases 342 to 1235 code for a protein of 297 amino acids. The record is from RefSeq and is a predicted model, not a curated record.